UGUAGAAAAAUCUGUGCAUUUAGUUUCAAAUUCUGCAGGGCUUCAGAAAACAAAAACGUCAGUAGGGAUGGGAUAAUAUUCAAAUAAUAUUUUGUAUACAGUGUGAACUUAGUAGGGCAUGAGAGAGUCCUCGUGGCUGAAUUGUUAAGUGCUUGACUGCUAGCCACCUAGUGACUCCACAGGAUACAGACCUGGUGAUAUGCUCCUGUAAAGAUUAGUCUAGAAAACCCUGUGGGUCAAUUUUUCUCUGUCAUAUGGUGUUGCUCUGAGUCGAAAAUCGACCUAACAGUACCUAAUAUCAGUAGGCAUGCAGUACCUUUAUGGUUCAAGGACAGUGAUCUCAAAUGGUGGGUACAUUUUUUAAAAAGACACAAAAGUGAUAGAGAACAUGAGAGAGUAGUAAGGGAUUGUCUGGCUGGAUUAGUUCUAGGGAAAGAAGGCCAGAAAAUAACAAUGUAGAGGAUAUAGAAUUUCAGCAUACAGGUUGCCGAGCCAUAUGUCAGUUAUUGUUGUAGAUAUGCCCUGUGCAGUUGAUAGAUGCUAGGGAAAUGCAGGAUCUAUGUUGGCCAACUGUUAAGCACUCGACUGCUAACCAAAGGUUGGCAGUUAGAAUCCACACAGAGGUGCCUCGGAAAAAAGUCCUAGAGUUCUACUUCAGAAAAAUCAGCCUCUAAAAACCCUAUGGAGCACAGUUCUGCUCUGCCACACAUGAAGUCACCGUGAGACAGUCAGAAUUGACUCCACAACAACUUCUUCUUUUUUUUUAAUGACUGUAACCCCUUGAAAAUCAUGUCUAAUGGGACUGGCCAGGACCCAUUCCAGGGAGGAUAAUACUUUAGUUAAGUAAAAAAAAAGUAUGUGGUACAUUAAUUUGUAUACUUAAAAACCACAUUUCUCUAUGACUUGCUCAUUUGCUUACCAAAUAAUACAUGGGGAAGAGGUUGGAACAUUCAGUUCUGAUACUGAACUCAACAAAAGUUGAAGAGAUGGAAAGACAAAAAUUGAUUCUAAACAAACAUUAGCUAAUUCGAAAUUCAUCUUUAUGCUCUGGUUUUGUCAAGCAUCAUUUAUUGUUUGGUUUUUGUUUUUCUUUCAAGGAAAUUAAAGCAAUAAGUUUUCAUGGAGAAAUGGAAUCAAACUUCAAAUGAUUUCAUUUUGUUGGGACUUCUUCCCCCAAAUCAAACUGGCAUGCUGCUCUUGUUCCUUAUCCUCCUUGUAUUCUUUCUGGCCUCAUUGGGAAACUCAACCAUGAUGUACCUCAUUUGCAUGGAUUCCCAACUCCACAAACCCAUGUACUUUCUUCUCGGCCAGCUCUCCCUCAUGGACCUGAUGUACAUUUCUACUACAGUCCCCAAGAUGGUACACAACUUCCUCUCUGGCCACAAAGGCAUCUCUUUCCUUGGAUGUGGCUUUCAAAGCUUCUUAUUCUUGACAAUGGCUGGUUCUGAAGGCUUACUCUUAGCCUCCAUGGCCUAUGACCGUUACGUGGCCAUCUGUCACCCCCUCCAUUAUCCCAACCGUAUGAGUAGAAGGAUGUGUGUCCAGAUGAUCAUGGGAUCUUGGGUCUUGGGAUCCAUCAACUCCUUGGCACACACAGUCUAUGCUCUUCAUAUUCCUUACUGCCGGUCCCGGGCCAUCGAUCAUUUCUUUUGUGAUGUCCCAGCCAUGUUGCUUCUUGCAUGUAUGGACCCCUGGGUCUAUGAGUACAUGGUUUUUGUGAGCGUUACCCUCACGCUCCUCCUUCCUUUCCUUGGCACCACUGCUUCCUACGGCAGAGUACUUUUGGCUGUCUACCAUAUGCGCUCCAAAGAGGGAAGGAAAAAGGCCUUCUCCACCUGUUCAACACAUUUAACUGUAGUUACCCUUUAUUAUGCACCAUUUGUUUACACCUAUCUUCGGCCCAGGAAUGUCCGCUCAUCAGCAGAAGAUAAGAUUUUGGCCAUUUUUUACACCAUCCUGACCUCCAUGCUCAAUCCCAUUAUCUACAGCCUGAGGAAUAAGGAAGUCCUGGGGGCCAUGAAAGAGUGUUUGGAGUAUUCUUUUCUGAGAAAAAAUAGUCAUGGCUCUCCUUAUUCCUUUUUUUUCCUUUUUCAUGUUGUUAAGAACGUCCUAGUGCUGUUUAAUAGAAAUAUAAUAGAAGACACAUGCAUAAGUUUAAAUUUUCUAGUAGACACAUUAGAAAGUUAAAUGAAAAUGAAAUUAAUUAAAAUAUGUUUAUGUAGCCAAAACAGUAAUAUUUAACUAAUAUUAGCUUUAUCUACAUUGAGGUUAAUUGUAUAUUAUAUUAUUACAAUAUAUUACAUACAUAUACUAUGCAUAUAAUAUAUAUG
Messenger RNA from Loxodonta africana (African savanna elephant), 2330 nucleotides. RefSeq names its product olfactory receptor 2L13-like. Bases 1120 to 2187 code for a protein of 355 amino acids. The record is from RefSeq and is a predicted model, not a curated record. NCBI's taxonomy places the organism in Eukaryota, Metazoa, Chordata, Mammalia, Proboscidea, Elephantidae. The transcript has a single exon. Gene Ontology annotation, molecular function: G protein-coupled receptor activity; olfactory receptor activity. Gene Ontology annotation, cellular component: plasma membrane. Gene Ontology annotation, biological process: G protein-coupled receptor signaling pathway; detection of chemical stimulus involved in sensory perception of smell.